Messenger RNA from Juglans microcarpa x Juglans regia, 561 nucleotides. RefSeq names its product secreted RxLR effector protein 161-like. The transcript has a single exon. The coding region runs from base 1 to 561 and encodes 186 amino acids. NCBI's taxonomy places the organism in Eukaryota, Viridiplantae, Streptophyta, Magnoliopsida, Fagales, Juglandaceae. The record is from RefSeq and is a predicted model, not a curated record.
AUGAAAUAUCUAAGAGAAGUUUCUUUUGUGCUUGGCAUUGAAAUAUGUCGUGAUAGAGCUCGUAGUUUGAUGGGACUUUCUCAGAAAGCUUAUAUACGGCAUGUACUACAAAUGUUUGAAAUGCAAAAAUGUGCUCUUGGUGUUGUACCUAUCAUAAAAGAGGAUAAGUUUAACAAAACUCAAUGUCCUAGGAAUGAGCUCGAAAGAGAAUCUGGAAAGAACAUACCAUAUGCUAGUGUUGUGGGGAGUUUAAUGUAUGCUCAAGUUUGCACUAGACUAGAUAUUGCCUAUGCAAUUAGUGUUCUUAGUAGGUUUCAGUUGAAUCCAAGGCAAGAGCACUGGAAAGCAGCUAAGAAAGUUAUGAGAUACUUGAAGAAAACUGAAGGCAACAUGCUCACUUUCCAACGUUCAAAUCACCUUGAGGUGGUAGGCUACUUAGAUUCUGAUUUUGCCGGAUGUCAAGAUGAUUUGAAAUCGACCUCAGGACUACUAUGCGAGCUGAAUUUGUGGCAUGUUAUGGAGCUACUAUCCAAGCUGUUGUUUAAGGAACUUUAUUUCUGA